Molecule: messenger RNA, 822 nt
Organism: Sclerotinia sclerotiorum 1980 UF-70
Lineage: Eukaryota; Fungi; Ascomycota; Leotiomycetes; Helotiales; Sclerotiniaceae
Exons: 1
Coding region: 1-822 (273 amino acids)
Source: RefSeq, a predicted model, not a curated record
AUGACUAUCGCCUACCGCAACGGUGUCGAAAUCGGCGAACUAAUCGUCUAUAUUCCCUCCCUAUUUCUCUCCACUUUACUAGCCUUUCGUCAGGGUUUUGGCCGCAGCUCUGGCUGGUACUUUCUCAUCGUCUUCUGUCUCGCCCGAGUCAUCGGUUCAUGCAUGUCUUUGGCCGCCAUAUCCUCCCCUUCAGUAUCUCUUUUCACUGGCUCACUCAUCCUACAAAACGUCGGCCUCUCUCCUCUGAUACUCGCUACACUUGGCCUUUUGAGUCGUGUCUUGGAAAUCAUUAAUCGAAAUACACAUACAUUUGUGCAGCCACGAUUACUGAAACUCGUUGAGUUACUGAUGCUGGUUAGUCUGAUUCUUGGUAUUGUAGGCGGAACAAACGCAAGUCAUUCAUAUACCACAACCGGGAAAUGGAUUCCAGGAACGGAAAGCAAAAUUUCUGAAAUCUUGUCGAUUGUCGCUUUUAUGUCACUCCUCAUUAUUACCAUCCUCACCAGUUUCUCAAUCUCACAUGCGGAGAAUGGAGAAAAGAGAAUUUUGCUGGCCGUUGCUCUCGCAUUGCCAUUCCUAUCUGUUCGACUCCUGUAUUCCGUUCUCUCAACUUUCGUAACUCAUUCUUCCCAAUUCAACUCUUUCACCGGCAGCGUCACAAUUUUAUUAUGCAUGGCAACUCUCGAGGAAGUGGUGAUUGUGGCUCUUUAUUUGGCGAUUGGAUUGACGUUGAAAGUUCUGUCAGGAGAUAUGGUUGUUGAAGGGGAUAUGCAACGGCUUCCAGGAACUCCAGAUAGUGAUGGGCUUGGUCAACAGACUUGA